ACUGACAAAAAUGUAUGCUGUCAACUCAGUGUGCUGGACAGGAUAAAGGGCUCAGUCAUGCCUUUGCCAGGACGGAAUUUCGUCAAACACCACAUUCGAAAUAACCCUGAUCUCUAUGGUCCUUUCUGGAUCUGUGUGACUCUAGUGUUCUCAGUGGCCAUCAGUGGAGACCUCUACACAUUUCUGAGUAAUAUGGGAGACCCAGGGUUUCACUACAGACCUCAAUUCAACAAAGUCUCGAUCGCAGCCGUCACGGUGUUCCUCUAUGCAUGGCUGGUGCCUCUAGGAGUUUGGGGCUUCCUAACGUGGCGUCAAAGUGUUGAGAGACACAUCAGCGGUUACACGUUUUUAGAGACUGUGUGUGUCUAUGGCUAUUCUCUGUUCAUUUAUAUCCCUGCCUCGAUAUUAUUAACCAUUCCUGUCUACUGGCUCGAGUGGCUAUUGAUUGUCAUUGCCAUGGUGAUCUCGGGCUCAGUGUUGGUAAUGACGUUCUGGCCGGCUGUUCGCGAUGACACGAGACUAACAGCAUUCGCUACCAUGGCAGUAAUAGUGUCACUUCAUGCCCUUCUGGCUGUUGGCUUUAAGCUCUACUUCUUCAAAACGCCAACAAACACAGGAUCAUCGCACUCCGGACAACAGACUACCCCAGCUGCAAAUCACACAACACUUGCUGUGGGAAAGCAUCAAUGACCAACUGAAUGGGAACCUAGGAGACUUUAUAUUCAAAGGACAUGACAAAUGUGUUGUAAUUAUGAUAACUGAGCAAUGAAGGAGUUCAGAUUAGUGUGCUGAUGCUUGAUGCACACAAGCAUUCCCAGCAAACACAUUGAAAGUGUUUCCAGUUUGUAACCCAGCAGAUAAAAUAAUCUCCCUCAGAUCACAAGUAAAAUCACAGCGACUUACUGAUGACUUUAGUUUGUAAUAUUUUUCUCUAAUACGUAAAGUGACCAGCCUGAUAAAUAUUUUGUUAUGUGUUAUGGUCACUUAUUUUUUUGUUUCCUUCAAUCAAACUAGAGUAAUUUAUAAGAGUGAUCUUGUAUUACAGUGAACUGAGUUGAGGUUUGCCUUAUAACCCCUGACUGCUUUCUUUCCUUGUAGGCUACUUUCUCUUAUUAUUCUGUAAGUUGAGAGGAAGUACCUGUAUGAAGUAUUUAAUGUUGCUUUCCUGGACAGUUUUCUGCUUGACACUGUGGAUUAAAAUCAUUCUUGUCAGGGUCAAA
Sinocyclocheilus rhinocerous is the source of this 1220-nucleotide messenger RNA. RefSeq names its product protein YIPF2-like. Gene Ontology annotation, cellular component: Golgi apparatus; membrane. The transcript is spliced from 6 exons. The annotation marks the transcript as partial. The record is from RefSeq and is a predicted model, not a curated record. Gene Ontology annotation, biological process: vesicle-mediated transport. Gene Ontology annotation, molecular function: small GTPase binding. Lineage: Eukaryota; Metazoa; Chordata; Actinopteri; Cypriniformes; Cyprinidae.